This is a messenger RNA of Boeremia exigua, 1188 nucleotides long. RefSeq lists its product as uncharacterized. The transcript is spliced from 4 exons. The record is from RefSeq and is a predicted model, not a curated record. Lineage: Eukaryota; Fungi; Ascomycota; Dothideomycetes; Pleosporales; Didymellaceae. The coding region runs from base 1 to 1188 and encodes 395 amino acids.
AUGGGUACGCCCGCUCCCGGUGCUGUCCUUGCUAAGCAGGAUCCAAUACCGUCGAAUAACACCCGCUACCAACAGCAUCCAUGUGCAGCGUUUGGAAGUGUACUGUCAACCUGUGUCGUUGAGAUGAGUUGCGAGACCAAAAGCGACCUGGCUCGCGUCCGAACGCGAAAGAUCGAAGCAGCCAUCGCUGGCCGCACGUACGCUACGCAUCUCGCUGGUCGAACAGUCGUGAUAGCACGGUCAGGCUCGGACAGCACAGCGGCGCGCGCUGUAUCCGCAGCCACUGUGUUUCCUCACGCUCGCCCGUUCCGAAAACCUGCAGCCCGCUGGUGCGGUGGUCAAACUGGUGGCUUUUUAAGUAGAUAUAACGGCUUGGAAACGUCGACGCAGGAGCUGCGAAGUUUGAAGCAACGCGGCCUGACUCUCGCGAUGCAGGAGGUGUUCGAGACGCUUGACUCGGAGGCGAGGGAUCAUUUCGAUUGCGAGAAAGGCAUGAUCGGGUUAACUAUCGAAGACCGAUGUGCAACGAGCCAAUCUCGUACCGCACAGGCACUUCCACGUUUUCGUUGCACGACCGCAGCCCAGCCUCGCCAUCUCCCCAAUCCAGCCCACCUCCCCCUCCGAGCGACCACCAGGCUCUCCAUCUCCACCCCAACGGCCACUAGCACCCAUCCGUACCUAUUGUACCGGGUCCGCAGCGCACUGCAAUCUCGACCCCGCCCACGACCCAGAGCAGACGCAGCACCGCCUCAAUAUCCGAGGCGGCCAGCGGGCGGCGCCGCACCGCAUCCUUCGCUGCGUGAGAACGCGGACGUAGAUACAGGUGUGUUUGCACGGCGACGAGGACCCGCUGGAGUGGACACCUCGUGGCGCAGUCGUGGUCGGGAAAGUGCGCUGGAGCCCCUUACUCGAGGCGCCGAGGGCCGGACGACGGCGGCACGCGCUUUGACCGUCGACGUCGGUCGCCCGACGAGAAGCAAUGCGAAGUGCCAUGUCGGUCGUGGAUCCCAAAGGCCCCCGGCCGUGCAUAUGCAGGUCGUUGCAUUGACACGCGAGCCAAUGUUGCACGGCUUUGGUGGUGGACCCUGGCAACGAGAUGUGAACACGCGAGAACGAUUUCGAGGGAAGGCUGGCGAGUGUCGUAGCGAUGCAUCUAGAUUGCGAGUGGGACACGCGAAGUGGACUUGA